GUCAAAUGAUGACGUUUGGUUGAAGAAAAAGAUAGAAAUCGGAAAUGUCGCGAAAAAAUGUUUUUCUUGUGAAAAUUGCAUUUUUCCUCCCUCUGCUGGCCUCCGUGUGCUCCCUUUACGAGGAUCAAAUUGGGAAAUUCGACUGGCGAAGGAGUUUUGUAGGGAAAUUGCAGGAUGGUUUCUUCGAUUCCGUGGGCAAUGACUUGCUCAUCGUGACGUCAGAGGAGAAUGUUGUUGCGGGACUGAGUGCCAAGACGGGAGACAUCCUGUGGCGACAGGUGCUGGAACGUAGCGCACGGGGUGACAUCAAGCAUGCCGCCUUCUACACUGAUACGCAAUCUGUGGCGCCCCAGAGUACGGUGUUGACUGUCUCGGGGCACUCUCCAACCCUCAUACGUGGUUGGAAUCCCACCGAGGGGCUCGUAAUGUGGGAAUGGAGCCUCACAUCGCACUAUCCGGAACACCGCGAUGACAUCUGGUUCACUGACAACCUCAUGCUGUACCACGUCAUCCCCUUCUGGGAGUCACACCUCGAGGUAACGCAGUAUUAUGCCUCAACGGGGCAACAACUAAAGCCUGGAAGCUCCAAGAUUAGUGCAGCUUGGAUUAAGAAGGGGAAAUGCGUCCUGGCGACACCUUUCUUCGUCUGUGCCAUUGAAAAUCAACUAAUUGGGGUGAAUCUCAUCUCCGACAAUGGGCAGCUGUUCUCGAAAACUCUCCCAAAGGCUACUGUGGAAGCCCCCAAAGUCAUUCCUGGACUCCGGGCAACAAUUCUCCUGAACAAUGAGCUAAUUUCCCUCGAAGGGAACUCAUUUGAGGCAAAAAUUCAGCCAAAUGCAAAUUAUUUCGUGGCUACCAUUGACAAUCGGGAGAUUCUCUUACAAACCACCGUUGAGGGUGGGAAUAUCAAGGUCUCAGCUGUGGAUUUACUUUCUGGGCAGAGUAAAAGUGAAGUUGAAGCUGUAAUUCCACUUCCUGCCUCACUGGGAACACCCGCAAUUAAGGCUGUCAAGUGCAGAAGGAAGUCAGACUCUCAGCCACUUGCUUGUCGCUUCCUCCUGGACACUGUGGAUGAUUCUGUAGUGCUGGUGCAGCAGGGAAAGAUUAAGUGGACACGCGAGGAAGCUCUGGCGAAUGUUGUGGCUGUUGAAAUGGUGGAUCUGCCCUUGUCUGACGAUGAAGGAGCCAUUGAGGAUGAGUUUAACAGCAAAGAUGUGGAUAAUGGUGUUCAAUGGGAUUUCUUUGGAGCAAUCGCCAGACGUUUAACAAGUCAGGUGUAUCAAAUUAAGAGCAUUUUCCUGACUGUCAUGGGUCUGGGGAGUCUCUCAACAUCCUCCAAUGUUGACAUCCUCGUCCGGGAUUCUUUUGGGCUGCACAAAGUCAUCGUAAUUCUCACUGCAAGUGGGAAACUCUUUGGAAUUGAUAACAUUUCCGGAAAGGUUCACUGGCAAAAGUUCCUGGUUGAGAUUGAUCACUUCACAGAGAGUCAACCAAUGAAGCUUCUUGUGCAGCGAACUGCAAAACAUUUCCCGCAUCCACCGCAAUUUGCUGUUGUGGGAAAACAAAAGAAUUCCCGGAAUGGGGUUAUCUAUCAAUUUAAUCCGGUGUCAGGAGAGCCCAUUCAGGGUGGAAUUAUUCGUUUGGAAUAUGGGAUUCAGCAGUUAAUGGUACUCAAUGAGGCUGAAUCUGGGAACUUCCUCCGUGCCAUCCUCAUACUCGAUGAGAAGAAUAGGGCUCAUGUUUUGCCUGAGAGUGAGAAGAUUCAAGCCAAUGGGAUGUUCCUCUUCACGGUGAAGACUGAAGGGGAAGUGUCUGGGUAUCACAUUCAUGCCACAAACAAAGAAAUCUCGGCGAAUUUGGUGUGGAAAUUGGAUCUAAGCGGGGGCUCCAAUGCUCAGGUGAUUCAAGUAGCUGGGAAGAAUCCAAUGGAACGCGUACAUUCACAAGGAAGAGUCCUCAGUGAUCGUUCUGUUCUGUACAAAUACGUAAAUCCCAAUCUAAUUGCAAUUGCAACCUUUGGAUUGGAUGCCAUUCACAAAUAUGUAAUAAAUGUUCAUCUAAUUGACGUGGUUUCGGGAUCAAUUGUCGUCACAUUGACGCAUAGACGUGCCAAGGGGCCCCUUCAUAUGGUACAUUCAGAGAAUUGGCUCGUCUAUUCCUACUACAACGAUAAAGUCCGUCGAACGGAAAUGACCACAAUUGAGCUUUAUGAAGGGAAAAUUCAGACAAAUAGUACCGUUUGGAGUUCAUUGAUCUCCCCGCCAGAACCAAUGGUUGAGCGACAAUCGUACAUCAUUCCUGCCAAUGUUUUUGCCAUGAAGGAGACAAUCACGGAGAAGGGGAUAACCAAUAAGGAUGUUUUGAUUGGCCUCUCAACGGGAGCAAUUGUGGAGAUGCCAUGGGCUCUCCUGGACCCCCGACGUCCAGUUACAGCAACGCAGAAUCAAGCACGCGAAGAGGGUGUCAUCCCGUACAUUCCGGAACUACCGCUGCCUAGUGAGAAUGUCAUCAACUACAAUCAAUCCAUAGCCCGGAUUAGGGGCAUCUACACAGCCCCAAGUGGACUGGAGAGCACCUGCCUCGUGAUUGCGCAUGGGCUGGAUAUGUUUGUGACGCGUGUGGCGCCCUCGAAGACGUUUGACUUGCUCAAGGAGGACUUUGACUACUUCCUCAUCUCAAUUGUCCUUCUUGGGCUCACCGUGGCAUCGUACGUGGUGAAACAUCUCGCCUCACGGAAGGCAGUGAAGCAGGCAUGGAAAUGAGAGAGAGAGCUUCAAAAGAAAGGAUUCUUUGCAUACCAAAGUGCAAUUUUCUUUGCAUUUCCCACAUGUGGCGGACUCCGUCACAUCUUUUUAGUUCAGUUUGUUUAAAUUUUCAUUAAAAAGUUUGUAUAUUUUGGAACGUUUGUCCCCUCGAAGGGGCAACUAAUGAGGAAGAUUUUGCAAUUUUUGAUUUUUCUUUGUUAAGAAUAAUAAUUUCUUGAGAAAACGAAGAAUUUGCAAAAUAAAUGGGAAUUGGGGGAUUUUUCAAAGACAUUAUAAAUGUGGUAUUGCGAAGAGAAAAUAUAGAAAAAUUAAUUUAUAAUUCUUA
Molecule: messenger RNA, 3090 nt
Organism: Lutzomyia longipalpis
Lineage: Eukaryota; Metazoa; Arthropoda; Insecta; Diptera; Psychodidae
Gene: EMC1
Product: ER membrane protein complex subunit 1
Exons: 9
Coding region: 45-2762 (905 amino acids)
Biological process (GO): protein folding in endoplasmic reticulum
Cellular component (GO): EMC complex
Molecular function (GO): protein binding
Source: RefSeq, a predicted model, not a curated record